AUGGAUACCCAUCUCUCCAAGUUCCCAGUAUCCCAGCCAUGCUCAGAGACGCCCAAGGCAAGUGUGAUCCCUCACUCCAUCCUAGUGAACAAGACCCUGCCACGGGAGACGUCCAGCGUGGUCAGUUGUGAGACACUGAGCCAGACGGGGGCUGUGGUCAUUGACAUGGGCACUGGAACCUGUAAGGUGGGUUUUGCGGGCCAGGCCCGACCCAUGUACACAGUGGAAACGUUAGUAGGCUGCCAGCCCAAGAAGUUGGCUACUGCGGGGCCACCGGUUCUGGAGACGUUCAUUGGCAACGCAGCUCGCUCUCGGCCUGAGCUGGCGCUGGUGCAACCUUUGCGCAACGGCAUCGUGGUGGACUGGGAGGCGGCUGAGCUCAUCUGGCGGCAUCUGCUGGAGCACGACCUCCGCGUGGCCCCACGCGACCACCCGCUGCUCUUCUCCGAUCCACCCUUCAGCCCCGCCACCAAUCGAGAGAAGCUGGUGGAAGUAGCCUUUGAGGCGUUGUGCUCACCUGCCAUGUACGUAGAGUCGCAGUCGGUGCUGGCGGUGUACGCACACGGGCGGAUCAGCGGGCUGGUGGUGGACUCGGGACACGGCGUCACUUACACAGUGCCGGUCUUCCAGGGUUACAAUCUGGUGCACGCCACCCAGCGCCUGGACCUAGCUGGCACCCACCUGACCGCCUUUCUGGCUGACAAGAUGCUUCUGGGCUCCGGUUUGCCAUUCAGCCAGCGGCACCUGGACACAGUGGAACACAUCAAGCACCACUAUUGCUACGUGGUUGAUGAUUUCCAAAAAGCUCAGGCCCGGCCGGUGCAAGACUGUUGCCAAACUUUCAAGCUGCCUGAUGGUCGCAGUGUCACGCUGAACCAGGAGCUUUACCAGUGCCCAGAGCUGCUGUUCCGGCCCCCCGAGAUCCCAGGCCUGGCCCCUGUGGGUUUACCCGCUAUGACACAGCAGGCACUGCAGAAGGUGCCACCAGAGGCGCGCCCCGAGGUAGCGCGCAAUGUGCUGCUCUGCGGAGGCUCCAGCCUCUUCCCCGGGUUCCAUAGCCGAUUCCAGGCUGAGCUCCAGCGUGCAGGCGCCGCCUCUGACACACACGUGGUGGCAGGGACCAGCCGCCACUUGGCUGUGUGGAUCGGGGGCUCCAUCCUGGCCUCGCUGCGCGCCUUCCAAUCUUGCUGGGUGCUGAAGGAACAGUACGAAGAGCAGGGCCCGCAUAUAGUGUAUCGCAAGUGCUACUGA
Messenger RNA from Sorex fumeus (smoky shrew), 1251 nucleotides. It is a transcript of the gene ACTL9, whose product is annotated as actin like 9. Gene Ontology annotation, cellular component: membrane; synapse; cytoplasm. The transcript has a single exon. Lineage: Eukaryota; Metazoa; Chordata; Mammalia; Eulipotyphla; Soricidae. Gene Ontology annotation, biological process: cell motility; axonogenesis. The coding region runs from base 1 to 1251 and encodes 416 amino acids. The record is from RefSeq and is a predicted model, not a curated record. Gene Ontology annotation, molecular function: protein kinase binding; nucleosomal DNA binding.